AUGGAUGAGAACCAGGAUUACGACAAUGUCGAACAUGUGGACGGUGAACAAUUGAACGACAACGUGGUCGAAGAUGUCAACGAUGUUGCUGAGCCGUCUCAUUUAUCCCGUUUACAACAAUUUACUAAUAUGCUUGAGUUUCAACGACAACAAAUUAUGCAUGCGUACACAGCGUUAGAAUCUAAUACGCCUAUGAGAAAGAUCCCGUAUCGCCAAACGACGUACACCGGAGCGGACUGGAUUAACGAACUCCUAUCGGGGCACGAUCGAAGAUUCUAUGAUGCAAUGGGUAUGAACAAGAAAGUAUUCAAAUUGCUUUGCCAAGAAAUAAAACAGACGGGUUGCCAUGGCGAUGAAAGACAACAAAAGGUCCGCAUUCAAGAAAGUGUUGCGGUGUUCUUGCAUACGAUAAAAGGUCACCAAAGGCAUCGACGUGCUGCCGAGUCAUUUAAUCGAUCCACCGAGACGAUUAGUAACCAUGUCCAUAUCAUGGUCACUGCCCUAUGCAAAUUGGCUCCCAAGUACAUACGUCCACCAGAUUUUAAUCGUGUUGCUGAUUGGAUACGAAAGAAUAGAUAUUUAUAUCCAUACUUUAAGGAUUGCAUCGGCGCCAUCGACGGAACCAUCAUACCAGCUUGGAUACCUGAACAAGAUCAUGGAAAAUACAGAUGUCGCAAAGGUUACUUGUCCCAGAACGUUAUGGUCGCGUGCGACUUUGAAUGCAAGUUUACUUUCAUUUUAGCGGGAUGGGAAGGCAGCGCGAAUGAUGCCGGUAUAUUUGCUGAAACGUUGACUGACCCUACUAAUACUUUCCCCUGGCCACCAGAGGGAAAAUAUUAUGUGGUUGACUCCGGCUAUGCCAAUAUCCCGGGAUUCUUGUCACCUUAUCGUGGCGAUAGGUAUCAUCUGCCGGAGUGGAUUCGGUCAAACCAAACCCCUCAAAAUGCGAGAGAGCUAUUUAACCGACGCCAUGCAACGGUCCGGAAUGUGGUCGAACGUAGCUUUGGUAUACUAAAAGGUAAGUUCCCUAUUAUAAAAGGCCUAAUGCCCAACUACCCGCCUGAGUUCCAGACAGACAUAGUAAUCGCCUGUUGUGUUGCACAUAAUUUCAUCCUUGAACACCAAAAUUUUGCUAACGUACCGCCUGCCAUGCAAGACCCGGACUAUAUACCAGAACCAGAUGAAUACGACUUUACAAGGCCUUUAAGGACAACGUUAGAUACCUCUAAUGUUGGUUUACGUGAACAGACUGGUUUGCGCGAUUCGAUUGCCGAUGCGUUGUGGCAUGAUCACACAAGCAGACAACGCUAG
Messenger RNA from Striga hermonthica, 1311 nucleotides. NCBI's taxonomy places the organism in Eukaryota, Viridiplantae, Streptophyta, Magnoliopsida, Lamiales, Orobanchaceae. The record is from the annotation of a GenBank genome assembly.